CUUCCUAAGGUGGUGCUCAUCCCUGAGGGAACUCUUCCUAAGGUGGUGCUUGUCCAUGGGGGAACUCUUCCUAAGAUGGUGCUUGUCCAUGGGGGAACUCUUCCUAAGGUGGUGCUCAUCCCUAGGGGAACUCUUCCUAAGGUGGUGCUCAUCCCUGAGGGAACUCUUCCUAAGGUGGUGCUCAUCCCUAGGAGAACUCUUCCUAAGGUGAUGCUCAGCCCUGAGGGAACUCUUCCUAAGAUGGUGCUUGUCCAUGGGGGAACUCUUUCCUAAGAUGGUGCUUGUCCAUGGGGGAACUCUUCCUAAGAUGGUGCUC
Staurois parvus is the source of this 316-nucleotide messenger RNA. Lineage: Eukaryota; Metazoa; Chordata; Amphibia; Anura; Ranidae. The record is from the annotation of a GenBank genome assembly.